CAGGGUGAAGGAGGAAUGAUCUUGGCUUGCUCCGAUCCAGCAUGGUAGCAGUGCUCAACUGGUCAUCCAUUUUAGCACUGCCUCCAAAGGAAUGGAGCUCCUGCUCUCCUUCAUCCCCAACCCUCCAACUUCAUCCUCUUCACCUCUUCUCUGUCACCACUGCUCCCAUCUUUGCUAUUUUCAACCCAAGAUCAAGACCAAGUCUUUUCACGGACUCUUCCUCUCCUUCCGAUCCGUCAAGGCUUCUGCUGAGCCCACCACCAAGAGGAUCCACCACGUAGAGACUCCGCCUCCCUUCAACAAACCCUCCGUGGAGGGUUCGUCAUUCAAUACCGCUUUAAACGAUGCUGACUUACCCGUUUGGGAUAAGGUUGGUGCUCUUGUCAGGCUCACUUAUGGCAUCGGGAUAUACGGUGCCAUGGCUGUGGCGGGAGGUUUUAUAUGCUCGAUCACUGGUAUUGACGCCAUGGGGGGUUUUCAUCUGUCUUCAGAUUGCAUUUUACAAGGGCUCGGUUAUGCUGUUCCACCAAUUAUGGCUCUUCUGUUUAUACUUGAUGAUGAAGUUGUCAAGCUUUCACCCCAUGCCCGUGCAAUCAGAGAUGUCGAAGAUGAGGAACUCUGGAGUUUUUUUUAUGGGAUGUCCCCUUGGCAGUUUAUACUGAUGGUUGCUGCAAGUUCGGUGGGAGAGGAGCUCUUCUACAGGGCUGCUGUUCAGGGGGCAUUGGCUGAUAUAUUUCUACGAGGCAGUAAUCUCAUGGCUGGUGCUCGAGGAAUGGCAUCACUAACAGGAAUAUUACCAGCAUUUGUUCCAUUUGCUCAGGCAUAUGCUGCUGUACUUACCGCUGUCCUCACCAGUUCCCUCUAUUACAUGGCUGCAUCUCCCAAAGAUCCCAAUUACGUUGUUGCUCCCGUUUUAAAUUCUCAUCCCAACCGUCAGGACUUCAAAAAGCUUUUUGAAGCUUGGUAUGAGAAAAGGCAAAUGAGGAAGAUCUAUUCGCCGCUUCUGGAAGGACUCUUGGCUCUCUACCUAGGUUUCGAAUGGGUCCAGACAAACAAUAUUCUUGCCCCCAUUAUUACCCACGGCAUAUACUCUACCGUUAUAUUGGGACAUGGCCUUGUGAAGAUACAUCACCACCGACUUAGACUGCGUCGAAGAGUCCAUCAGCUCCGUUUGGAAGAAAGAAAUGAAGUGUAAGGGCAAUUCUUUUUCUUUUUCGAUGAUAAACUGCAAGUGAAUCUUGAGAUGACAACGUCAAGUUGGCCAAAAAUUUGCACAUUAUGUAUAAGAGCUGUUGAUCAUCUAGACGCAAGGUAUGAUUGAUGUAAUUACCAAUGAUUGUAAGUUUUUUUUUUUUGGAUGAAAAUAUGGAAAAGCUAUGUUACUUGCUAA
This is a messenger RNA of Prosopis cineraria, 1390 nucleotides long. RefSeq lists its product as uncharacterized. The coding region runs from base 92 to 1195 and encodes 367 amino acids. Gene Ontology annotation, molecular function: metalloendopeptidase activity. The record is from RefSeq and is a predicted model, not a curated record. NCBI's taxonomy places the organism in Eukaryota, Viridiplantae, Streptophyta, Magnoliopsida, Fabales, Fabaceae. Gene Ontology annotation, biological process: CAAX-box protein processing. The transcript is spliced from 9 exons. Gene Ontology annotation, cellular component: membrane.